This is a messenger RNA of Aspergillus caelatus, 1061 nucleotides long. RefSeq lists its product as uncharacterized. The record is from RefSeq and is a predicted model, not a curated record. NCBI's taxonomy places the organism in Eukaryota, Fungi, Ascomycota, Eurotiomycetes, Eurotiales, Aspergillaceae. The coding region runs from base 193 to 912 and encodes 239 amino acids. The transcript has 2 exons.
GCAGCCGUGGGCCCUUCUCCUGCACUACGGACGCCCUAGUAAGAAGUUUAUAUGAACGAGCUCAAAGCUGACGUAGUGGGAGUCGAACUGACUAAGCUUCGGCUCAAUAAAUAAUAAUCUGGGAAUAUUCUCAGGAUUCUACUUAGUUCUUUCUACCUGUCAAUUUCCUUCAUCCGAACCGACCGCGAAAAGAUGACUCUUACCUUAGAUCCCCCAAAAUCUUCUCUCCUAGAGCAGUUGAACUCUCCACCAAAGGCAUCUUUACAGAUCCUCGGGACACAUAUCACGAACGAACAGACCAAAGUUAUUGAUUUUGAUCUCUGGGUCGACUGUUUGAAAAUAGUGGGGAUCAGGUCUGGACAAUUCCUGACAAAUUAUAAAAGCGAUUGCCAGUCCUGGAAUCACUCCGCCAACGGUUGCAGCUUUGAGGCGAUAUUGGAUGGCUGGCUUAAUGAAUGGCUGGGAGAUCGUACUGAUGGGAGAUCCUGGACGCUUUCUAAAUUAGUUUCUUUCCCCGAUCACGAUUGCGCUGCGAUGAAAGCUCAUAUAGAGAGGCUGGCACGCAGAAUCGCCUACGGUGGGUCUGUCGAGGUAGUAUUUCACACUCCGUCAAUAGAGGCAGAUGCCUUACCGGAGAAACACGACGUGCAAAUUCGAGUGGAGUGGACUUUUGAUUGUCCAUUUACUCCCACAGAUCAGGUGUGGAACGAGUUGGUUAUGAACGCGAUGGUCGACCGCAAGAAGGGCUGGAUCUCUCUAAAUGACCCAAAGCGAUCCUACGGGAUGUCUCCAUUCCGAAGGGCUAUCAGACAUGGCAAUAAUUCCAGGAUUGUGUCGCAGGAGCAGAAUACCAAUGGGUUUACGCUCUCUGUACAGCAAUUCUCACGGUGGGGCUGUGACGGCUCACCAUGAAAGGAGUUAGGUCAAUAUGGACUAGCAGUGUUGUUUUUACUCUGGUCGCUCUGUUGUUGUUGUUGUUUUACCGUGGCUCUAUGUUCAUUGUUAAUGCAUUACAUUGUGUUAGAUGUUAUAGAAUGGAAGUUGUUAAACUAGGUGCUGAU